This is a messenger RNA of Aureobasidium musti, 1047 nucleotides long. Lineage: Eukaryota; Fungi; Ascomycota; Dothideomycetes; Dothideales; Saccotheciaceae. The record is from the annotation of a GenBank genome assembly.
AUCAUGGCGUUCGACCCCAAGAAUGUGGACCUCACCACCGCCGAUGCCAGAGAGAUUGUAUGCUACCUACAACUAUGCGAAAAUGAAUACAAUGGUCACCUUCCCGCUCGAAUCUCGGCAGUAUUCGUCAUGCUGGUGGUAUCAACGCUUGGAGUGGCAUUCCCUUACAUUGGCAAGCAGAUGCCUAAGCUCCGCAUACCUACUCAAAUGUAUUUGUUUGCCAGAUACUUUGGCAGCGGAGUCAUCAUCUCGACUGCCUUUAUACAUUUACUGGAUCCUGCAUACGCCAACAUUGGCUCCAAUAGCUGUGUCGGCAUGACUGGAAACUGGUCUGUCUACCCCUGGGCACCAGCAAUCAUGUUGUUUUCUUGCAUGAGCAUCUUCGCCAUCGAUGUCACAGCUCAGAAAUAUGUGGCCGACAGAUAUGGCAUGAGUGUCCACACCACCAACAUCGAGAGCUUGAUUACCAAAAGCACUCCUGCAAGUACAAGUCAGGCCAUAGUACCACGCACCGAUGAAGAAGACACCGUGAACGAACAAAUGGCGGAGAAGAUAGCGUUCGCGCAACAAUUUGCUGCAUUCUCGAUUCUGGAGGCAGGCAUCGUAUGGCAUUCUGUAUUUAUCGGACUCAACUUUGGCGUUGCUGGUGAGGAGUGGUCGACGUUGUAUAUCGUCUUGAUGUUUCACCAGGCCUUUGAAGGUCUCGGCAUCGGAGCUAGACUGUCCAUGAUCCCGAUGCCUGGAAAGUACAGACGAUGGUUGCCUUGGGCCUGCAUAGUUGGGUACGGCAUCACGACACCCAUCAGCAUGGCAAUAGGGUUGGGAGUGAGAACGACUUACAAUAGCGAUGGCUACGAAGCGAAACUCAUCGCUGGAGUUUUCGAUGCUAUCAGUGCUGGUAUCCUUGUCUACAACGGACUCGUGGAGUUGCUGGCUAGAGACUUUAUCUUCGAGCCGCAGACAAAGAGUAACAGACGUCUGGCUUUCAUGAUGGGAUGUGUCUUCCUUGGAGCUCUGAUCAUGUGUAUCAUCGGUGCUUGGGCAUAG